UCCUCCCUCCUAUUUCAAACACCGCCGCACCAUCGAUCCCAAAAUUUUCUCAUCACGAGUUUUUAGAUCUCCGCUCCCAAUUUUUUCCAUUUCGCGAUCUCUCUUCUUUAUCGUAAUCUCACAAAAUGCCUCGUCGAAGCUCCGGAGGACGUGCAGCACCUCGUGCCGCUCCUCGACCUUCCCCAGUCAGGAAUCCUCCUCAGCCCGCUAAAGCUGCUCCCCCACCGGCACCUCCUGUCCAGGGAGGAGGAUCAGUCCUGGGCGGGUUGGGUUCUGCUAUAGCUGAUGGCAUGGCUUUUGGGACCGGAAGUGCUAUUGCUCGUAGAGCUGUUGAUGCUAUUGUUGGCCCUGGUGUAAUUCAGCAUGAAACGGUUGCCUCUGCUACACCUGUGGCGGAAGCUUCUGAUGCAUCAAGGAGUGGUUCUAUGGGUCGUGAUGCGUGCAGCCUUCAUUCUAAGGCCUUCCAAGAUUGUAUCAACAGCGACGGAAGCGAUAUCAGCAAGUGCCAGUUCUACUUGGACAUGCUGAACGAGUGCCGCCGCGGUGGUUCUGGCGAGAUGCUUCGAGUUUAACUGAAUAAUAUAAAAUAAUUGAUCAGAUAUUAUUUUGUGCAGCAGCUCAUUUCUUUGUGCCCAAAGAGUAACUGAUGUUUAUUGAAUAAUUUCGUCCGACUGUCGAAACUAUUCGUAUGACUAUGUGCCGUAUAUUUCUUUGAACUCUUGUUAUUUUUGAGUUUAAUUACGGGACACAAAUGCAUACUUCUACUCUGAGAAACUGGAAAUGAGAACCGUGGAUUUGAAAAUA
Ananas comosus (pineapple) is the source of this 804-nucleotide messenger RNA. RefSeq lists its product as uncharacterized. Gene Ontology annotation, biological process: mitochondrion organization. Gene Ontology annotation, cellular component: nucleus; mitochondrion. The transcript has 5 exons. NCBI's taxonomy places the organism in Eukaryota, Viridiplantae, Streptophyta, Magnoliopsida, Poales, Bromeliaceae. Bases 126 to 572 code for a protein of 148 amino acids. The record is from RefSeq and is a predicted model, not a curated record.